Messenger RNA from Caenorhabditis remanei, 558 nucleotides. RefSeq lists its product as uncharacterized. NCBI's taxonomy places the organism in Eukaryota, Metazoa, Nematoda, Chromadorea, Rhabditida, Rhabditidae. Bases 1 to 558 code for a protein of 185 amino acids. The transcript has 3 exons. Gene Ontology annotation, biological process: translational initiation. Gene Ontology annotation, molecular function: translation initiation factor binding; translation initiation factor activity. Gene Ontology annotation, cellular component: eukaryotic translation initiation factor 3 complex. The record is from RefSeq and is a predicted model, not a curated record.
AUGAAUUAUUCGAAGAUUUCGAAUCGAUCGUAUGCGAGUGAGAUGGUGUUAUGUGUUAAAAAGCCAGUCGACCAGGCUUCUGACAGUGAUGAUGAUUCGUCCGUCUGGUCGACAAAGAGAGACACCAACUCAUCUGACGACGACGAGAGUGCCACAAAGAUGGAACAACUUCGCCGUUAUUUCUUGAAAAAUGAGUUCUGCAAGGAGAAGAAUGACAAGAAGUAUCUUUCGAAACUUUUGGACAUUUCCGAUGAGAAGAAUCUUGGUCUCGGAAUUCAUGUCAAGAUCAGUUUCUGCAUCAUCUCGGAUCUCUUCGUUCUUAACGCCAACAUCAGUGAUUUUAUGGAGUACGAGACGUUCAUGAACACGUUGGCCACUGCUAAAAAGCUGCUGGUUCUCCUUAUUAGGACCGACCGCGACAAGUUAUCUGUCACUUAUUCCGAAGAAGAUGAGAAUCUAAAGGAUGAGAACGAGGAAUAUCGUGAAAGUAUUGGAUGGCGAAUCAGCGAAGAUAGAAGCUACUUCAGUAGGGGGAUUGUCACUCAAAUGAAUGCAUAA